Anopheles coustani is the source of this 1399-nucleotide messenger RNA. It is a transcript of the gene Coprox, whose product is annotated as oxygen-dependent coproporphyrinogen-III oxidase. Gene Ontology annotation, cellular component: cytoplasm; mitochondrial intermembrane space. The record is from RefSeq and is a predicted model, not a curated record. Gene Ontology annotation, molecular function: coproporphyrinogen oxidase activity. NCBI's taxonomy places the organism in Eukaryota, Metazoa, Arthropoda, Insecta, Diptera, Culicidae. The transcript has 3 exons. Bases 104 to 1291 code for a protein of 395 amino acids.
GGAUCAGUUUUGUCUUUCAUGACCACCGGUUCGCUUGUACAACUUUGGCGAAUUUGGCGAUAAGACAUACUGUAGGUUACCUACUGAACAUACAUUGCUGCAAAUGAUUUCAAAACUGUUUCAUAACAAUGUGCGUCUUAUCAGACGGCACAUAGCGACUGCUACCGGCCCCAAGAGGAAUUCAUUUCUGAUAAGAAUCGUUGGCAGUUCAGCAUUUGUUGGAGGAAGCGUCUUGAUAGCAUACCAAUGGAUGAACCAAAAACGGGUGCACAUGCUAUCUGGUUCUGUAAAUAAAUUGGCCUCGGUAACUCGCUAUAUGGCUGAGCCAAUAACUGAUCGAAAGGUCCUUGAUGCAAACCGGAACGAUAUGAAAUGUCGAAUGGAGGAGUUGGUAAUGAAAAUACAGCAUGAUUUUUGUCGUUCGCUCGAAGCAGAAGAGAACUUUGACAAAAAGUUUGUCGUUGAUCGGUGGCAACGCAGUGAAGGGGGAGGCGGCAUCACCUGCGUCCUACAAGAUGGAGAUGUGUUCGAGAAAGCCGGCGUUAACAUUUCGGUCGUGCAUGGCAACCUUCCUAAAGGAGCGAUUCAGCAGAUGCGGUCCCGUGGCAAGCAACUUGCUGAUGGUGAUCUUCCAUUCUUCGCUGUAGGCGUUAGCGCCGUAAUACAUCCACGAAACCCAAUGAUACCAACCAUACAUUUCAACUAUCGAUACUUCGAGGUUACUGAUUCAACAGGGGAAAAGCAAUGGUGGUUUGGAGGUGGCACAGACCUCACUCCGUACUAUUUAAAUGAGGACGACGCAAAACAUUUCCAUCGGACUCUCAAAGAAGCGUGCGAUCCGCAUGAUAAAUCAUAUUAUCCGAAAUUCAAGGAGUGGUGCGAUAAAUAUUUUUUCAUCCCUCAUCGCAACGAAAGUCGUGGAGUAGGAGGGAUUUUCUUCGACGAUUUGGACGGACCGGAUGCAAAGCAGGCGUUUGAUUUCGUGUCGUCUUGCGCCCACUCCGUAAUUCCUUCAUACUUGCCUCUGGUUCAACGACAUAAAAACGAUACCUAUGGUACCAGACAGAGGCAAUGGCAGCUUCUGCGUCGCGGUCGAUACGUGGAGUUUAACCUCAUCUACGACAGAGGCACAAAGUUUGGUCUGUACACACCCGGAGCGAGAUACGAAAGUAUUCUCAUGUCCCUGCCUCUCCAAGCGAAAUGGGAAUACAUGAACAUUCCAGAACAAGGGAGUGAAGAAGCAGUGAUUAUUGAAGUUCUCAAAAAGCCGAAGAAUUGGUUGAAUUUGUAGCACUGGACAGCAGUUUCUUUUUCUUAUUUUUUUGUUAUUGUAAUAUUUUUUAUGUGAAAUAUAUUCUUGUUAUGCACUAACACAAGGAAUAAACACAAUACGUUGUUG